AUGAGCGACUGCCAGCCCGCCGCGGACGCCGAGAUCCGCCGUGGCCUACUCCGGUGCGAGGGGGGGUCUGGUUGCGAGUGCGUCUCGCAUUCUGCGACCGAACGCCGCGCCUCGGCAACUCCAUCCGGCAGCGAUUCCGUACGCAGCCACUCCGAGCCCGUCGGUGUCUCGUCCGACAACGGCGACUCCGACCACGAUGCUUCUUCGGAGGAGGAGAGCGACUCGUUCGUUCCGGAUGCUUAUCUGGAAAGGGAUUGGUCCGGCCUCACUGAUGUUCAUCUUCCAAAAUGCGGCUGUGGUCUGAAUGCUAUUGUGAAGAGAGCCUGGGGAGGCAAGAACACAGGCAGGCGCUUCUUCGGUUGCCCAGUGCAGGACAACAUUGAGUGUUGCCAGUUUGUUGAGUGGAUCGAUGCCCCCUGGCCACAGCGCCUGCAGCAAUCCCUCAAGGAGCUUUGGAAAGAACUCAAGACCACCAGGCGCUGUGAGGCAAGGGCAAAUGAGGAGUUGAUCGAGGCGAUCCGCCUCAACUACGCCGUGAACAAUGCCAAGGUCGAGCUGGAGCAGGAGGUCAACCGCACCAAGCGCAUGGCCGAGAUGAUCUGUUCGCGCUAUAAGAGGAAGGCUAUCAGCAUUGCAGUCGAAGCUGGAAAGCUCAAGUAUCUGGUGUACUGUUUGCUGGCAGUGAUUGUCGUCUUGGCGCUGGCCCUGUUUAGGAAGAACUGA
Messenger RNA from Sorghum bicolor (sorghum), 723 nucleotides. RefSeq lists its product as uncharacterized. The transcript has 3 exons. The coding region runs from base 1 to 723 and encodes 240 amino acids. NCBI's taxonomy places the organism in Eukaryota, Viridiplantae, Streptophyta, Magnoliopsida, Poales, Poaceae. Gene Ontology annotation, molecular function: zinc ion binding. The record is from RefSeq and is a predicted model, not a curated record.